Molecule: messenger RNA, 2864 nt
Organism: Neomonachus schauinslandi (Hawaiian monk seal)
Lineage: Eukaryota; Metazoa; Chordata; Mammalia; Carnivora; Phocidae
Gene: EPHX2
Product: epoxide hydrolase 2
Exons: 19
Coding region: 76-1743 (555 amino acids)
Biological process (GO): cholesterol homeostasis; phospholipid dephosphorylation
Cellular component (GO): peroxisome
Molecular function (GO): magnesium ion binding; lipid phosphatase activity
Source: RefSeq, a predicted model, not a curated record
CCCGGCGGCCAGCCGCUCCAAUCCAGCUCCCGGCCUCCGUGCAGCUCCGGGAGCUUUGUGCCUGGGUGGGUCGCCAUGGCGCUGCGUGCGGCCGUGUUCGACCUGGACGGGGUCCUGGCGCUGCCCUCGGUGGCCGGCGCGUUGGACCGCACGGCGGAGUCGGCGCUGCCCAGAGGCUUUCUGAAAGAAGCUUUCAGGAGAGGAGGCCCAGAUGGCUCCAGUGCCCGCCUCAUGAGGGGAGAGAUCACGUUUUCCCAGUGGGUGCCACUCAUGGAAGAAGACUGCAGGAAAUGUUCUGAGGACUCUGGAAUCCGCCUCCCUGAGAAUUUCUCUGUAAGCCAGAUCUUUGGCAAGGCGGCUGCAGCAAGAAAGAUCAACCACCCCAUGCUUCAGGCAGCUCUUGCCCUCAGAAAGAAGGGAUAUACAACCUGCAUCCUCACCAACAACUGGCUGGAUGACAGCGCUCAGAGGGGCAGCCUGGCCCAGCUGCUGUGUCAGCUGAGGCCGCACUUUGACUUCCUGAUAGAGUCGUGCAGGAUCAGAAUGGCCAAGCCUGAUCCGCAGAUCUACAGGUUCGUGCUGGACACCAUGAAGGCCAGCCCCAGUGAGGUUGUGUUCUUGGAUGACGUUGGGGCUAAUCUGAAGCCGGCCCGUGACUUGGGGAUGGUCACCAUCCUCGUCCGUGACACAGACACAGCCCUGGCAGAACUGGAGAAAGUAACUGGGGUGCAGCUUCUCGGAGCCACAGCCCCUCUGUCAAUCCCGUGCAAUCCGAGCGAUGCGAGCCAUGGGUACGUGCCAAUAAAGCCUGGGGUGCGUCUGCAUUUUGUGGAGCUGGGCUCCGGACCUGCUGUGUGUCUCUGCCAUGGAUUUCCUGGGAGCUGGUUCUCUUGGCGGUACCAGAUCCCUGCUCUGGCUCAGGUGGGUUUCCGGGUACUAGCUCUGGACAUGAAAGGCUAUGGAGAAUCAUCUGCUCCUCCUGAAAUAGAAGAAUAUUCCAUGGAAGUGUUAUGCCAGGAGAUGGUAACCUUCCUGGAUAAGUUGGGCAUCCCUCAAGCGGUGUUCAUUGGCCACGACUGGGGAGGCAUGCUGGUGUGGAACAUGGCUCUCUUCUACCCCGAGAGAGUGAGGGCAGUGGCCAGCUUGAAUACUCCCUUCAUACCAGCAAAUCCCAAUGUGUCCCCAAUGGAGAGGAUCAAAGCCAAUCCUGUUUUUGAUUACCAGCUCUACUUCCAAGAACCAGGAGUGGCUGAGGCCGAACUGGAACAGAACCUGAGUCGGACUUUCAAAAGCUUCUUCAGAGCAAGUGAUGACAUGGCUUUUCUCAGCGUGAGCCGAGUCCGUGAAAUGGGAGGACUCUUAGUGAGGGCCCCAGAAGAACCCAGCCUCAGCAGCAUCGUCACCGAGGAGGACAUCUGGGUCUAUGUGCAGCAGUUCCAGAAGUCCGGUUUCAGAGGUCCCCUAAACUGGUAUCGAAACAUGAAGCUGAACUGGCAGUGGGGCUGCAAAGCUGUGGGAUGGAAGAUCCUGGUUCCGGCCCUGAUGGUAACUGCGGAGAAGGACCCCGUGCUCGUUCCUGAGAUGUCCAAGCACAUGGAGGACUGGAUCCCCUACCUGAAAAGGGGACACAUUAAGGAUUGUGGACACUGGACACAGAUGGAGAAGCCCACCGAGUUGAAUCAGAUCCUCACUGAGUGGCUGGAGACUGAUGCCAGGGACCCACCGGUGGUCUCGAAGCUUUAGGGUGUGGCUCGUGCCAGCCCCCAGCAGGCCUUCAAGCCCUUCUGUUGGGUGCUCCUCUUGGAACCCAUCAUUUAAUUUUAGUUAAUAUAAAUCUGAAUGGUCCUGUCUGGCAGGCAAUAGCUGCCAGGUGGCUCAGGGCAGACCCAAACCUUCCCUCUAGCCGUUCCUUCCCCAGCCACGUCCAGAAGCCACUUCUCCUCCAGGUGUGGCCCCUCCCCAAGGCUUCAAGCCCUCAUCGUCUCCUGCCCAGAGCCGCGCAGCACUUGGGUGGGAAAUACCCAUGCCUCACUGCUCAGAGGAAUCCAUCUAGCCACACAUGAUAAAAUAUUUUCUUAGCAGCUGUAGAAGUUUCUCCCGAGUGUUGGCUAUCGCACGCAGUUGUUAACUGUCUGCCCUGCGAGACGGUAAGGCCCGUGAGAUUGGCGGCUGCCUGUCUAGGUGAUCCAUCCUUGAUCCUAACCCAACAGAUGCCUGGCAUUUUGUAGAUGCUCAUUAGAUGUUUGCUGGGUGAAUCAGAGAAUGGAAGCGUGGGUGGAUGGAUAGAUAAAUGGGUUCAUUUCAAAUUCUUGAUUUUGAUGUCCUACCGGGUGAGGUAGAUGGCCAAUCGCAUGACUGUGUCCACCAUACAAAGCCUCGAUGGAACAAGACUCUUGGGGCGCCCGGCUGGCUCAGUCGGUAGAGCGUGCGACCCUUGAUCUCAGGGUUGUGAGUUCAAGCCCCAUGUUGGACGUGGAGCCUACUUUAACAUGAAUGAAUGAAUGAAUAAAUAAAUAAAUAAAUAAAUAAAGUGUAGAAAAUAGACUCUUAUUAAAAUGACUCCCGGCAUAUCUGUUAAUGGAGCUAAAUUCAGAAGGAGAAGACCUCCAGAUGCUAGUCCUCUACGAAUCUUAGCAUUAAUUGGAUACGGUACAUCAGUGGGUUUCUGCUGCGUAGAAUAGAAAGGCAAUUUUUGUAAUAACACAGCUGAAGUAUUUAUGGUUACUGUAGAUCCUUACAGUUUUAGCAUUUAUGAGUGGGAUCACUUUGUCAGUUUACCUAAAUAUGUUUUGUCAUAUUUACAUACAAGGGUUUUGAGGCUGGUACUUACUUUUGAAAGAAUAUCAAUGAUGUUUGUACUCCUA